UAGUACCAGUCUCUUUCACAAUUCAAGAUGGCGGCCGAUGCCAUUCGGCGGUCUUUUCAAACUUGACAAGCCCUUUUCAUUGGUAACUCCUGGAGAAAACAAACAGUUGCCGUAAUGCAAUGACUAAUUUGCCAAGAAUAUAAGCAUGGAGAGGCUGGAUCUACCACCGAGAAUAAUCAGUGCUUUGAGAAAAGCCCGCAUAUCCAGCAUGCACCAAGUAAUAUGUAUGUCCGCGGCAGAUUUAGAGCGCAGCACAAAGCUAUCAAUCACAGAUGUCCAACUUCUACAGCAAGUUGUCUCGGCUGUCAUUCCACGACCACCCAUGCAGUCUGCUCUGGAGAUGUACCAGGAUUGUUUGAGCGGUGGAAGGCGUGUCAGUGUAGGGUGUCCUGUCCUAGAUAAGGUGCUGAAAGGGGGGCUUCUCUGUCAUGGAAUCACAGAGAUCACAGGAGAGAGUGCAUCUGGUAAAACGCAGCUGUGUCUGCAACUAUGUCUGUCUGUGCAGCUACCCAAGGUCAGGGGAGGCCUAGAGGGAGGUGCCUUGUACAUAUCCACAGAAGAUGUAUUUCCCAGCAAACGUCUUCAUCAACUCAUCCCAAACUUUUUACAGGCCCUUCCAACACAAGUUGCUGCUCAGCUAAAGCUUGGAGACAAUAUCUUUAUAGAGCAUGCCUCAGAUGUGGAUGAGCUAAAGGACAUCAUCUAUACUCGCUUACCAAUUCUCCUAAGCCAGCGUAAAGUCCAGCUAGUGGUGAUUGACUCUGUAACAGCACUAUUCCGAGUGGAGUUUGGUUUAGGAGAGAUGUCUUACCGUGGAAAAGUGUUGAGGUCAUUUGGGGCUCAGUUGCACAAGCUUAGUCAUGAUUAUCAAGUUGCUGUUGUUUGUGUUAAUCAGGUUUCCGAUGUUGUGAAUGGCAGCAAUACAGACAGGUUGCACAAAGUUAUCCCAGCUUUGGGCCUAGCAUGGUCUAGUAUGGUCACUGUAAGGCUUAUGCUCUCGCGCACAGAGGAGUAUGUUCACAGUACAACAAGAAUAGCUGACAAGCAAACUCUAGCCCCUGGUAAAGUGGUCAAGCGCUUGCUCUCAGUGGUGUUUGCACCUCAUUUGCCAAGCAAAUCCUGGCCAUUUGUCGUCCAAGAGGAUGGAGUACAUGGCAUCCAGGAAGAAUCAUAACAUAUGAUGGUUCUUCCAAAAUGUAUACCAAGCCCUGUUCUAAAAGCUUUUAUAAGCAUUGCCAAACUUCACUGGAACCUCAAUAUAACAAGGGACAAAAAACAUAAUAAGGGAUAUCAUUUUAUUGAGGGAGGACCUGAAAUUUAUAUUGUUAAACCAAGAGUAUUGUUACAACUAUUUCCCAGGUUUUCAAACCCAGCCUCAUUUGUUUUGUGUAGAGAGAAGUAAGGGAUGGGUAAUGUGACAAAGUCUAGUUCCCAGUGCAGGAUCAAAGAAACUGCAGAGCAUACACUUUCCUAGAACUUUAGAAGUAUAUUUGUAUGCUGUUAAACAAAUAUUUAAAUGGAAGUGUAUAGUUCAAAGCAAAAUAAAUUAUAACGAUUCUCAAUACAUCGUGACCCUUCACCUUGUAAUGGUGAUUUUGGUUAUUUUUUGGACGUCAAUCAUCCACGUUUCCAUAACGAUCAUGCAGACUUCAUUUGUUUUGUGUAUCAAAAGUUGUAGUCGACUUUACUCAGGGACACAUUUGAAAACACAGUAAAGAAAUGCAAAAGUUCAGUUCUCAUAAAAGGAUAAAAAAUGUAUUGCAAAACAUUCAAGCCUUGUUCCAAAUGCUUUGAAGCAAUUUCAGCUGAUCAUACAAGUCAAACAGACCUACGCACUUCAAUUUUCAAUCUCACAAACAAAUGAAGUUGACUGCGAAACUACGAUCAUUAUGGAAACAUGAACUAACCAAAAGCACUUUUAGAACGUCAAGGCAAUGGGUCACUAUGUAUUGAGAAUUGCUAUGUUUACUUCAUAUAUCUGUACAUCUUGAAUUUGCAAAUGACAUCAAUGACUGCUUUGUAGCAGGCUUCCCCAUAGUGCUAAAGAGAAGAAAAUCAUACCAUGGUAUGAUUUAGAGUUUUCUAUACAAAUGAAAAAACCAUUCAUUCAAUAAUUUAUCAGAAACUUCACAACACCAUUUUCUAUGCUUCCAUUGUUUAUUUAAAAUCAGAAGUAGGUAUGUAAGUGUAGGUCAGUGUUUGACUCUAGUGUUACUUGAGUUAAGCAUUUGACCAUUACUUACAGAGGGUCAAAAUUACUGAACCAAUUUAGACAGGAAUGGCUUCUUAGCGAGCCACCUUCAUAGCAAGCACUUUCAUUUCAGUCAAACCCAAAGUUGUCGCUUGGUCAAACUUUCCACUAAAACCAAUGGAAACACUUGCUAUGUAGACUAUUCUUAGUGUGAUAUACAUUCCUGUAGCCACCAAGACAAAGUUUUGAGAAAUUAAGCUAAUUGUGAUGCAAAAUUUGCUGUCUGGACACAAAUGCUCAAAGCAUUUCAUUGACUUGCUAAUAGGCUUAGUGGGUAUUCUGAGACUGUCAUGGUGGCUACAACAGAGUGAGUGACACUGCAAACAGUCGUAGGAAUGGCAAGGCCAUAGCUAGAAAACACUGUUUCUUUAGUUGACUUGUGGUCAAGCACUAUUUUUUCAUGUCUUGUAAAUUCCUACUGAACUAUGGGGGCAGCUGCCCCCCCCCCCUGGUCCUGUGCUAGCUAUGGCCCCGCCCCUGUGCUAGCUAUGGCCCCGUCCCUGUGCUAAGCUAUGGCAUGGAUAAAACACAUGUACUUAAAAUAAAAAUAAAUGUUCUCUGUACCAUCCGUGGUAUUGUUGGCUGCAUCAACUGCAGGGAUCAAAUAAAAAAGAAUUUAAAAA
This is a messenger RNA of Nematostella vectensis (starlet sea anemone), 2874 nucleotides long. Its product is annotated as DNA repair protein XRCC3. The transcript has 7 exons. NCBI's taxonomy places the organism in Eukaryota, Metazoa, Cnidaria, Anthozoa, Actiniaria, Edwardsiidae. The coding region runs from base 146 to 1174 and encodes 342 amino acids. Gene Ontology annotation, cellular component: Rad51C-XRCC3 complex; replication fork. Gene Ontology annotation, molecular function: ATP binding; ATP-dependent DNA damage sensor activity; four-way junction DNA binding. The record is from RefSeq and is a predicted model, not a curated record. Gene Ontology annotation, biological process: telomere maintenance via recombination; t-circle formation; double-strand break repair via synthesis-dependent strand annealing.